AUGGCCCAGCAAAAUAUGAAAGUGCGGCCUGUGCUUCUGAAGAGAAACAGCCUAGAGUCAGUGGAGUUUGUGAAACCACCUCACCACCGCAGGAGCAAAUCCCAGCAGGUGCGCUUCAAGGAAGAUGGGACCAGUAAGAAUCCAAGUGGCUUAGCUGAAGAUGAUGUCCAGACUUCUGAAGACUCGGUUGUGAUGGGGAAGCCUCAAGCAUCCAGGCAUCAGUACCUCCCCACCUACUCGCUCUCCUUCCCCAGGUCCCAGAAGGCAGGGGGCUUUCGGAACAUCGCGAUCCAAACCUCCCCCAGUCUCAGGAAGCAUUUCCCAGUUUUCAAAAGGAAGAAACUCACAGCCAGCAAGUCCCUGGUAGAAAUGCCAACAGCAACCCAAAGUGCCAUCCAGGUCAACGGUAACCUCUCCGAGCAAGACAUUGUGUCUUCCGACCUCGCCUACUUAAGGUUGGCUCAGCAUCGUGAUGAUGGGCCUCAAAGGAUCAAGUUGUCCCAUCCAUUUCUCCCGAGGAUGUCCAAGGUGCAAAGCAAUGGGCCUGUUAGCAUCUGCUUGGAAGGAGGGACUUGGAUGGCCUCAGAGAAAGCAACAGCUGCCAUUCAGGUUCCAGAUGAUAUUUACCACAGUCCUUCCUGGGAAGCAAGAGGUGUCACUUUCAGCCCAGACAGGUUGGCUGAGAUCAGUAACUCCAUACACUCUGUGGUUGAAAUGUAUCCAGGUGACGGGAGAAGUGUGCUGUCAACAGAUUCCGAAAGAGUCCCCUCCUGCUUAAAUGCCACCAGCGGUGCCAAUCACAUGCCAGGCACAGGUAAAUUUCAACCCGAAUUGCUUUUGCCCAAAGACAACCCUGAUGACAAGGACCUUGGCCUACUGUCAUCUCAGUCCAAGGAAAGGUGUGUCCCCUCCCCUCCACGGACUCAGAGCUCCCCCUCACCAGGCACCCACAGCCAGCCCGCCCAUCCAGGAAGAACAUCAGACUGUCUUUCAUCUGGUACCCAUCACCAGACCUUGGCAUCAUUAAAUACUAACAGUGGGUCAAGAUCUCCACCCACAUGUCAAGAGGAGAUGGAGGAGAAAUCCAUGCAGCCAGACCCCCUGGACUUUCCAACCUGUUUAGGAAGUGAUCCCACCCCACCCUCUCUUCCAAGAAAUGAAACAAAGCUUCCUGUGAACAAAGACAUGAGUGGAAUGAGUCAAAUUCACCUGGCCCGAGGGGAACUCUGUGACCUCCAAGGCAGGUUACAGACUGUGGAGGAAUCUCUGCACUCAAAUCAAGAGAAAAUUAAAGUCCUGUUGAAUGUCAUUCAAGACUUGGAAAAAGCCAGAGCUCUCACAGAAGGGCGCAACUUUUACCGAACUGGCCAAGAUCUCAACAACUGCAGUACCUGCCAGAACACUGCAUGCAUCAUAUACAGUGUAGAGUACGAUUUCCGGCAACAGGAAGGCAGGUUCCAUGAAGUUCUACAGAAUCUGGAGGAAGCCGUACCUGUUGAGGAGGCCACUCCCCCACCCAAGUCCCCAACAGAACCCCCCAUCCCAGAAAAACAGGACUUAAGGCGGAAACCCAAGAAGGUCAAGAAGAAGUGUUUCUGGUGGAUCUGA
Messenger RNA from Chrysochloris asiatica (Cape golden mole), 1608 nucleotides. It is a transcript of the gene INSYN2B, whose product is annotated as family with sequence similarity 196, member B. The transcript has 3 exons. Gene Ontology annotation, biological process: inhibitory postsynaptic potential. Gene Ontology annotation, cellular component: postsynaptic density. NCBI's taxonomy places the organism in Eukaryota, Metazoa, Chordata, Mammalia, Afrosoricida, Chrysochloridae. The record is from RefSeq and is a predicted model, not a curated record. The coding region runs from base 1 to 1608 and encodes 535 amino acids.